GUGGGCGUCUGGGUGGGGUGGAGCCGUGGGGUCCGUAGAGGGAGAGGAAGCAAGUGGGAGUCGGUGACUGGGGUAUUUAUGAUUGGGGUGACGGAGUCAGUCCUGAAGGAUUCUGGUGUUAGUGAUUACAGGCCAGUCGAAAUCUAGGAUUUAACGUCCGUAAUCAGAGUUUUGUGUCUGUCUGCAGUGCUCUGUGAUUGAGGACUGCGGUAGGGAAUGAUUUUUGUCAAUGAAAGCGGUGUCUGGUUUGGAGUCGGGAUUUAGUAGCGGGCUCAAUGACAGGAGUGGGGGUCUCAUGGUCAGUGAACCUGGGCAUCUAGUCCAGAUUUCGAGAUUAUUCCGAGUAUAUGUGACCAGUGGUUGCCGUGGGUAGUCCAGCUGUGUCAGUCGUUGAGAAGUUUGUGAGAGCUGAAGCUGGUGGGUGGGUGGGUGUUUUCAAACGUGACAUUCUCCUUCAGUUCCUCAAGUCCAAGGGCCUCGUUUGCCAAUCACCUUUGGCUUUCCACAUCUUCUCUCGACCCCGUAGAAAUGAAAGCGUUGUUGGAGAUCGAGGAUUAAGCACACGUAAAGUGCUCACAGGUCGUGGUUCCUGGAGCAAGAUACAUCACGUGAUGUGAGAAGGUUUCACGACCUAGAUAUCAUCAUUUGUGGGGACAUCACUGCCUGGAGACUAAGAUUUCUAACCAGAAAUUUAGGGCAGUUCAAGAAGAGGCUCAGGAGACAUCCUAGCUUUGGCUGUUUCCCAAUAACAGAUGAAAAUGAUCAAGGACCAGGGAUCGCUGACACUGGAGGAUGUGGCCGUGGACUUCACGUGGGAGGAGUGGCAGCUCCUGGCCCCUGCUCAGAAGGACCUGUACCGGGAUGUGAUGCUGGAGAACUAUAGCAACCUGCUGUCCGUUGGGUAUCAAGCCAGCAAGCCGGAUGCUCUCUCCAGAUUGGAACGAGGAGAACCGUGGCCAGUAGAAGAUGAAAUCCACAGUCGAAUCUGUCCAGAAAUGAGGAAAGAUGACUGUCUUCUGCAGGAGGACUUGCAAAAUCAAAGAUGUCCAAAAAGAAUGGAACAAUGUCACGAACAUAAUGCACUUGGAAACAUUGUUCAUCAGAGCAAAAGUAACUUUCCUUUAAGGCAAAAUCAUGAUAUGUUAGACUUUCAUGGGAAAACACUGAAAUCAAAUUUAAGUUUAGUCAACCAGAACAGAAGCUAUGGAGUAAAGAACCCUCUUGGAGAUGGGGAAUCCUUCCUCCAUGCAAAGCAUGAGCAAUUUCAUAGUGAAAUGAAAUUUACUGAAUGUGGAAGUUCUAUGAACACAAAUUCACAGUUCAUUAAGCAUCUAGGAACUCAGAAGAUAAAUAAACCCCACUUAUGCACUGAAUGUGGGAAAGCUUUCAUCAAGAAGUCCCGCCUCAUCGAUCAUCAGAGAGUGCACACAGGAGAAAAACCUCAUGGAUGCAGUAUAUGUGGGAAAGCCUUCUCCAGAAAGUCCAGGCUCACUGAACACCAGAAAACCCAUAUAGGAGAGAAACGGUAUACAUGCACUGAAUGUGACAAAGCCUUCCCCAAGAAAUCACGGCUGCUUAUUCAUCAGAAAACUCAUACAGGAGAAAAACCCUACGUAUGCGAGGAAUGUGGAAAAGGCUUCAUCAAGAAGUCUCGGCUCAUUAAUCAUCAGAGAGUUCAUACAGGAGAGAAACCUCAUGGGUGCAGUCUAUGCGACAAAGCAUUCUCCAGGAAGUCCCGGCUCAUUGAACAUCAGAGAACUCAUACGGGAGAAAAACCAUAUGAAUGCACUGAAUGUGACAAAGCCUUCCGCUGGAAAUCACAGCUUAAUGCACACCAGAAAACUCAUACAGGAGAGAAAUCAUAUAUAUGUACUGAUUGUGGAAAAGGCUUCAUUCAGAAGGGCAAUCUCAUUGUACAUCAGCGAACUCACACUGGAGAGAAACCCUAUAUGUGCAAUGAAUGUGGAAAAGGCUUCAUCCAGAAGGGCAAUCUCCUCAUACAUCAACGAACUCACACUGGAGAGAAACCCUAUGUAUGCACUGAAUGUGGGAAAGGCUUCAGCCAGAAAACAUGCCUCAUCUCACAUCAGAGAUUUCACACUGGAAAGACUCCCUUUGUAUGUACCGAAUGUGGAAAAUCGUGUUCACACAAGUCUGGCCUCAUUAACCAUCAGAGAAUUCACACAGGAGAGAAACCCUACGCAUGCAGUGACUGUGGGAAAGCCUUCAGGGAUAAGUCGUGCCUCAAUAGACAUCGGAGAACUCAUACAGGAGAGAGACCCUAUGGAUGCACUGACUGUGGGAAAGCCUUCUCCCACUUGUCAUGCCUCGUGUACCACAAAGGGAUGCUGCAUGCAAGAGAGAAACGUGGAGAUUCAGUCAAGUUGGAAAAUUCUUUCUUAGAGAGUCCCAGCUCCUCACGUUCGAGUGAUAUUGUACAGGGGAAAAACCCUGUUAAUGUGGUGAGCAUGCACACACCUUCUGUGGCAGCUGAGACUCCAUUCCACAGUGAUGGGUUCCUAGCAGAUAGGAAUGUAGUAGCCCUUGUGGGACAGCCAGGUGCCACAGGUGCAGUGUCAGCAGAUAAUAGAUUUGCACAGAAGAAAAACCUAAUGAAUGCAGUGAGUGUGGUAGCACCUUCAGUGAUCAAUUAUGUCAUAUUUUAUAUCACAGAAAACACACAGAAAUAAACUGUGAUACAGUGAAGGUGGAAAA
This is a messenger RNA of Orcinus orca (killer whale), 2715 nucleotides long. RefSeq names its product zinc finger protein 613 (gene ZNF613). Gene Ontology annotation, molecular function: DNA-binding transcription repressor activity, RNA polymerase II-specific. Lineage: Eukaryota; Metazoa; Chordata; Mammalia; Artiodactyla; Delphinidae. Gene Ontology annotation, biological process: negative regulation of transcription by RNA polymerase II. The record is from RefSeq and is a predicted model, not a curated record.